AUGUUGGGGAUGAAGAAUCUUGCGGAGGUGAAAGAUAAAGUGUUGGACAAAUUAGCGGCUGCUGCGGUUCCAUCGGAAUCGCUGGAAAACACUAAACAGUUUUUGGAAGGUGUCAUUAAAGAUUUCGCCGGAGCGGCGCAUGGUAUGACUAAAGACGCGUUGCACCGGAUUAAAACCCAUCUCGCCGAUAUUCUUCCGUCUGUUUCUCCUGCCGUCACCGGAAAGAUAGUGGAUGAUGCGGAGAAGGAAGCCAUUAACGGAGAGGAAGAAGAUGAGAGAGAUUCAGAAGAAACCUCCGGAGACGAAGUCGCCGGAAAGUUGCCUUACGUGGCUCCGACGUCUUCAUUUUUCGGCUCUCUCGCCAAACCUUUCUCAAAGCUUUGA
Molecule: messenger RNA, 384 nt
Organism: Arabis nemorensis
Lineage: Eukaryota; Viridiplantae; Streptophyta; Magnoliopsida; Brassicales; Brassicaceae
Source: the annotation of a GenBank genome assembly